Messenger RNA from Medicago truncatula (barrel medic), 1108 nucleotides. Its product is annotated as heavy metal-associated isoprenylated plant protein 7. Gene Ontology annotation, molecular function: metal ion binding. NCBI's taxonomy places the organism in Eukaryota, Viridiplantae, Streptophyta, Magnoliopsida, Fabales, Fabaceae. The transcript is spliced from 4 exons. Bases 125 to 925 code for a protein of 266 amino acids. The record is from RefSeq and is a predicted model, not a curated record.
GUAGUACUAUAGAGGUGUACUUUAGCAGUAGUAUACAAAAGCGAGAGAGAAGGCAAAGACGGCAUAAGUGAUAGUUGCACGAAGCUUAUCUUAGAGGCAGAUUCCUUUUGUGAAACUUGAAGCCAUGGGAGAGGAAGAACAGAAAACAGAGGAACCGAAAAAGGAAGAAGAAACCAAGCCAGAGGAAAGAAAAGAUGAAGCUGCUGCAACUCCACCGCCUCCAGCAGAGAUUUUGCUGAGAGUUUUCAUGCAUUGUGAAGGCUGUGCUCGGAAAGUUCGUCGGUCAUUGAAAGAUUUUCCAGGUGUUGAAGAAGUGAUAACUGAUUGCAAAUCUCAUAUGGUGGUUGUGAAAGGAGAGAAAGCAGAGCCAUUGAAGGUUUUGGAGAGGGUUCAGAAGAAGAGUCACAGGAAGGUUGAGCUUCUUUCUCCGAUCCCAAUUGCUCCUGAGGAGGAAAAAAUUGUCGAGGAAGAUAAGGCUGCACCUGAAGAGAAGAAGAAAAAAGAGCCUCAGAUUGUGACUGUUGUUAAAAUUCACAUGCAUUGUGAAGCUUGUGCACAGGAGAUAAAAAAAAGGAUACUGAAAAUGAAGGGAGUGGAAUGGGUGGAAGCUAAUCUGAAGAACUCUGAGGUAAGCGUGAAGGGAGUGUAUGAUUCAGCAAUGUUGGUUGAAUACAUGUACAAGAGAAUUGGGAAGCAUGCAGUGAUUGUGAAGGAAGAGAAGAAAGUUGAAGAAGGGGAGGAAAACAAGAAGAAAGAAGGAGAGGGUGAUACCAAGCCACAAGAGGAGGAGAAAGAGACAACUAAGUUGGAGGAGGAGAUGAAAAAAAAUGAACACUACUUUAAUCCACCAAUCAAUAUGUAUGCAUACCCUCCACCACCACAAAUGUUCAGUGAUGAGAACCCAAAUGCUUGCUGUGUCAUGUGAAGUUAUAAUUUUCAGAAAUAUCAAGGGUUUGUAUUUAAAUUUAUUAUUUAAGGCUAAAAUAAGUUAGAUUUAGUCACUUUGUAGUAUUUUCGAAUGCUAGGAAUAUACUUAUAACAACUCUCCCAAAAAAUGAUGUUGAUAGUUAGCGAAUUGCAAUAUCUUCUUGGAAAGCAUUAUAUAUAA